Messenger RNA from Lachancea nothofagi CBS 11611, 1566 nucleotides. The record is from the annotation of a GenBank genome assembly. Lineage: Eukaryota; Fungi; Ascomycota; Saccharomycetes; Saccharomycetales; Saccharomycetaceae.
AUGACCAAGACAAGCGUCGCGGUAAUGCCAUCCGCGGAGAAUAUCUCCAGCCCGGAUCAAUCGCAGAGGCCCGGUGGAGGGCCAAUGUGCAAGAACUGUCACACGCUAACGACGCCUCUGUGGCGCAGAAACGAGCAUGGUGCGGUGUUGUGCAAUGCGUGUGGGUUGUUUCUGAAACUACACGGCCGCCCCCGCCCAAUCAGCUUGAAAACAGAUGUAAUCAAGUCACGGAAUCGCAAGAGCACGCACUCGACAUCAAACUCCUCGGCAAACCCGACAUCGGCGAUGCUUCACCCAUCGCCCUCUGAGGCCCGUAAGAAAGACUACAAGAAACGAAAGACGCACGACGCGCGUGAGAUCAGCGCCGCGGAAACACUUGAGACUAUCUUGCAAUUUGAGAAUGGGCCCCGUCCUGCAAAUAAGUUGCAGCAGGAGAACCAAACCACGGGGAUCGUAUCCAGCAAUGAGCCAGGAGUGGGUAACAUGCACGUCUGGCGCAAGAUCGUACCUGCCAACCAAACAUCCCCCCCUCCUGCCACACCUCCUUCGCAUCAUAAUGUGCCUCUGCCGCAUCUAUCUCUGCUUCUCGAAUCUGUCAAGUCUGAGGAGCGCUCUCAAGAACAAUCAAACAAAAUCCAAGAGGUGGCGUCUUCGUCCUUAGAUCCGGAGAUUUUGGGAGACCAAGCACAGCAGCAGCAACAACAACAACAUUCUGCAGGGUCGCCAGGAGUACCUGGAUCUCUCAAUUUGUCACUCCCAAUGAGACAAUCGCUUUCACAUCAACAGACCACGCUCAAGCGCCCUGUACCGCCAGGCACAUCUGAUUUAUAUCAUGGACAUGAAAGUCAGGCACAGUUGCCUUACAUGCAUCUGCCGCUGGGUGUACGGCGUACCACAUCUACAGGAACUUCGCGAGAACACGAUCAAAUACCUCAGAUGCACAUGGCGUCAAUAAAUGAAAUCUUGAACAAUCAAAAACCCAAGUCCGAAUCGCCUACCUUGUACGCGGGAUCAAAGCACGCGCAAAGUGGAAACUCACAACGUCAGUCCCCAGAAAGUAAGCCCAUACCGCCGGUUUCAAAUGUUCGCAAUAGCUCAGAAACGGAAAGCGCAGCAAGGCUGCGUACGGAAUCUCAAUUCUCGGAUUCUCCCCCACCAAUCGACCUUCAGACUAGUUUGCCGGUAAAUUCCACGAUGAGUGGUCAAUUUACUGUUAGUCAGCAAGCGUCGUCCAAGGACCAGCGAUCCAGUUCGGACUCAGAGCAGCGUAGAAACUUGGAGUCCGAUACAAACUUGGAACAGCAACUGUCGGAAAAACAGCCUAACGGGACUCAUGCCGACACUCGCACAAUCAUGCCUCAUGGCAGUCGAAAUAAUCUAGACGAAGUACCACUUCCACCUAGCGCUUCCCUCAUUAGCCUGCUGCAGGGCCAAGAAGAAGUAAUAAAGUUAAAAACUCGCAUCAGCGAGUUGGAGCUGGUGACGGACUUGUACAAGAGACACAUACUUGAACUCGAUUCUAAAUGUCGCUCCCUGGAAGACAGGCUAGAGCAAAGAGAGCGGUAA